Schistocerca cancellata (South American locust) is the source of this 1479-nucleotide messenger RNA. RefSeq lists its product as uncharacterized. NCBI's taxonomy places the organism in Eukaryota, Metazoa, Arthropoda, Insecta, Orthoptera, Acrididae. The transcript is spliced from 2 exons. Bases 1 to 1479 code for a protein of 492 amino acids. Gene Ontology annotation, cellular component: membrane. The record is from RefSeq and is a predicted model, not a curated record.
AUGACGGUGAUGCUCCUGCAGCACUCUGCCCUCCGACACUACAAGCUGCCCUCUCCUCCGCCGCCACGAAUGACGAAGCCCGCCCCGGACGCCUCCAUAUACUGUAGCGACUACCAGACGAGGAACAAUAAUAACAACAACAACAACAACAACAACAACGGUAACAAGCAGAAACGAACGCACCACAAGCUGUCGCUGCACCCGCAACAGCAGCAGGGCUGCAAGACGACUGCGAUGCGCUACUACCGUCUAUGGAUCUACACGUGCAAUGCCGUGCUGUUGGUGAGCGUGCUAGGAUUCGCCAUCGUGGCGGGCAGAAUCGUGGUGGCCGACCCCCGGCGGUACCUCGUGCCGGGCCUGUCCCUGUACCAGCCCAGCUUCCUCUACGCCUACCUGGCCCUGGCGACGCAGAGCGGCCUCCUGCAGCUGGUCGGCUGUUUGGGCGCGCUACGCCUCAACGAGCGGCUCCUCAACGUGUACUGGCUGCUCCUCCUGGUGCUCCUCUUCGGCGACGCUAUCGUCGGCGUCGUGUGGGUAUUUCGCUUCGACAAGAUCUGCGCCGACUUGCGCCCCACGCUGAAGCAGCGGCUGGCGGCGGAGUACGGCGUCGACCGCGACUUCACGGCGCUGUGGGACGCGCUCCAGAGGGACUACCGCUGCUGUGGCGUCGACGGCGCCCAAGACUACGCGGCGGUGGCCAACCGCAGCGCAGGGGCCACCGUCUCGGCGUCGGCGGGGUCUACGGCGCCGACGGCAGCUGCUACCGCCAACCCACACUACCACACCACCGGUUGCGAGGCGCGCCUACUCCUCUGGCUGCGCCAGAGCGCGGACAUCCUGUUCGUCCUCGGGUACUGUGUCAUCGCCUUCCUCAAGCUGUGCUUCCUCGGCAUCCUGCGGUACGAGAUCCGCGAGAUGAUCCAGAAGAUCAAGAUCCUGCAGGGCGAGAUGCGGCCGCCGCCUCUGCUGCUGACGGAGCUGGGCGGCGGCGGCAGCGGCGGCGGGGCGGGCGCCAUCAGCCCGGCGGGCGUGCCGUCGCCCGCACACGCGGCCGCCGUGGCCGGGGCCGCUGCGGCGGCGGGCGCCACGCCGCCCCACCUGCAGCCGCUGCUGAUGAACCACACGCGCGCCGCCUCCGCCGCCAACAACGGCGACCUCAUGGGCGGCGCCGGGGGCGUGGGCGGCGGCGGCGGCGGAGGCGCGGGAGGCGGCGUCCGGCAGCCUCCGGACAGCCUGCAGGCGACGCCGCUGCACGCCGCCGCUCUCUCCCACCGGCACCUCAGCAUGCUCAAUAACGACGGCACCGACUCCGACACCAACAGCAACUGCGCCCUCAUCAUCUCGGAGGACGUCGGCGCGGGCAAACCCGUCAGCAGCGGUCCUCGGCGCGGCUGCGGCUCCAACGGCAACAACAACUACGAGAUCCACGAGCUGCAGGAGCUCAACAGGCUGCUCUCCAGGCACCAGACACAGAUCUGA